AUGCCAGCGAACGAAAAAUUAGAACUCAGUGCCACACAAUCCGAUAUAGCUGUACUGCAAGAAAAAGGUUUUAUAUUGGAGAAAAUAGUGGGAGAAGGUUCAUAUGCGAAAGUAAGCGCUGAAUACUGGCUCUUCAUAUUUCAUACCACUAGGGUUUAUGGAACCUUCUUCUUUCAGGUGUUUAAAGCGACUCACAUGGUCGAUGAGACCCGGCACACAGUAAUGGCAUGCAAAGUGAUAGAUACCGCGCAGGCACCUCGCGACUACCUCACCAAGUUCUUACCGCGCGAACUUGACGUACUCAUUCGUGUCAAUCAUCCCCACAUCGUGCACGUCUCUAAUAUCUUCCAACGCCGCGCAAAAUAUUUUAUUUUUCUUCGUUUCGCUGAGAAUGGAGAUCUGUUAGAUUUCCUCACGCAGAACGGAGCCGUCCCCGAAAACCAGAGCAGGCUGUGGAUGCGUCAGAUUCUCUCCGGCAUUCAUUACAUACACACACUUAACAUCGCGCACAGAGAUUUGAAGUGUGAAAACAUUUUGAUAACCGCUAAUUACAAUGUUAAAAUAACAGAUUUCGGUUUUGCUCGCAAUGUGAGGCAGAGGGAUCGGGACGUACUUAGCGAGACGUAUUGCGGUUCACUGUCUUAUGCAGCCCCGGAAGUGUUGAAGGGUGUACCGUAUCUACCGAAGUUGGCGGACAUGUGGUCCAUCGGUAUCAUCAUGUACACGAUGCUUAAUAAAGCACUGCCGUUCAAUGAAACUUCAGUGAAGAAAUUGUAUGAGAAACAGGUGAUGCGUAAGUGGCGAUUCCGCACGGGUGUCGUGAACCAGCUUUCAACGGAAUGCAAGCAGCAAGUAACGCAGUUGAUGGAGCCUGAAGCCAAAGCGCGUCCCACGGCUGGGGCAAUUUUCAACGGGGCCUGGAUCGCAAUGGACACCAGACUUACGAAGUUGACCUUCCUUGAAGAGUCCUUACUGAAGCAGGCUCAAGAGGAAUCCCAAAGGAGGGAAAUGGAGAAUUUCGAAGAGGAGAGCGAAGUUGAACGACUCGCGGAAUUGCGGCGCAAGGGACGAGGAAAAGGUGAUAAAUAG
Molecule: messenger RNA, 1089 nt
Organism: Leptosia nina
Lineage: Eukaryota; Metazoa; Arthropoda; Insecta; Lepidoptera; Pieridae
Source: the annotation of a GenBank genome assembly